AUGUCCUACACUACUUUCUGCGACCUCAUUCAGCAUGCGGUCUACUCAUGGGAUGUUACUAAGCGCCGAGGCGUCAGUCCCCUCUCUUUUGUCUACACCUUCCCUGCUUCUAUGGAUAUACAUGUACCUCGACAGUGUCGUCGUGGAUUUUCCUACGUCGAGUCCUGUGUCGUCGAUCCUCCCCCGGAUGAGACGAUUUCCGCCGGGACCCGAGUAUUAGUACGUUGCCCUACUCAAGUCCCCAAACUCGACCUUCGCUGGUAUACCGCUAUCGUCAUUCGCCAAUUGAGUCCCAGUGUAUUCAUAACCAAGGCUGACGUCACUGGACACGAGACUUCUACUCAUAGCCGGGAUAUCAAGCUCUUCCAGACUGACGACCCUCUACCCGACACUUUUGCCCAUGCUCGUUCGGACUACCAUGGCUGCAAACGCGAUAGGAGCUCUCUCCCAAGGAAGGGGAAACGGAGUCUAGCGGAGUGA
Perkinsus marinus ATCC 50983 is the source of this 480-nucleotide messenger RNA. RefSeq lists its product as hypothetical. The transcript has a single exon. The record is from RefSeq and is a predicted model, not a curated record. The coding region runs from base 1 to 480 and encodes 159 amino acids. Lineage: Eukaryota; Perkinsozoa; Perkinsida; Perkinsidae.